Rhododendron vialii is the source of this 1521-nucleotide messenger RNA. Its product is annotated as AT-hook motif nuclear-localized protein 1-like. NCBI's taxonomy places the organism in Eukaryota, Viridiplantae, Streptophyta, Magnoliopsida, Ericales, Ericaceae. Gene Ontology annotation, molecular function: minor groove of adenine-thymine-rich DNA binding. The record is from RefSeq and is a predicted model, not a curated record. The coding region runs from base 247 to 1314 and encodes 355 amino acids. The transcript has 5 exons.
CCUCCUUCCAUUUGUCCAUUAAUGGAGGGAACCCAACUUUACAAAUCUCGCUCUCUCUGUUCAACAAAAGUACAUUGAAAUUUAAUGCAGGGAACAGAACCAGACAACGCUGCUUCUACUUUGGCGCCAUUUCUGAGAAGACAAAAAACAAAAACCACUUUUUCGAAAACCUCCUCCCUCUCUUGUUUCUCUCUCUAGAAGCAUCUGGCCUUUCACUCCAUUUUUGUAAAGAAAAAUAUCCUGGGUAUGGAAGAGAAGGAGUUUUCGCUCUCUGGGUCGCCGGCGGUUUACUCCGAGACCGAGUCACCGCCGGCGAUCAGCCUCACCGUCGUCGACGGCGGCGGGUCGGUGCCACAGGAAACGAACACGACUUUCAACACGAGCACAGGAAUCGCCGCCCCCGCCCCCGCCUCCGCCGGCGGCGGCGGCGGCGGAGGUGGUGGUGGAAGUGGCGGUGUAUUGGGUAAGAAGAAGAGAGGGCGGCCUAGGAAGUAUGACUCAGAUGGUAACUUGAGAGUGCCGCAUAAAUCUCCGCCGCCGCCGGGUUUUUUUCUCUCUCCUCCGCCGCCGUCUGAUUUCUCGGCUAAAAGGGGCCGCGGCCGCCCAGCUGGGUCCGGUAACUGGCAGCUGCUUGCUUCUUUAGGUGAGGUGUUUGCAAACACAGCAGGAGGGGAUUUCACACCCCAUGUGGUGACUGUUUAUACAGGAGAGGAUGUUGCUGCAAAAAUUCUCUCAUUUUCUGUGAAGGGUCCUCGAGGAAUAUGCGUCCUCUCUGCCAAUGGAGCUGUUUCUAAUGUCACUAUUAGGCAGCCCGGUUCGUCUGGCGGGCUCUUAACAUAUGAGGGACGGUUUGAGAUAUUGUCUCUAACAGGGUCUUUUACGGUCUCCGAAAAUAGUGGAGUGAGAAGUAGGACUGGUGGAUUAAGUGUGUCGUUGGCUGGUCCCGAUGGUCGCGUCGUCGGUGGUGGCAUUGCUGGUUUAUUAACAGCUGCUAGCCCAAUCCAAAUUGUGGUGGGGAGCUUCAUGCCAAAUGGCUUUAAGGUUCACAAGAGAAAGCACCAUUUGGAACCUAGAACCGCUCCAGAUGCGGUGACCGAAGCAACACCAAUCUCCCAAGCAGCACCUGGUGCUGACAUCUCUCUGACUCCAACAUCUCAAUUACCAUCAGAAAACCACGGAGAGGCAGAUAACAACACAUCUAAUGGACAAAACCCAAAUGGCUUGUCUCCUGAUAGUGGUGAAUGGAACGGCUCAGAACCUGCCUCAGCUCAGAGACCAUAUCCUGACAUCAAUAUUUCUGUCUCAGUAGAAUAGAUGUAAUGUAUGGUUGCAUUAUGUGUUGUCUGUUGGUUCAUUUUUAGGUAGAUUUAUGAAGAUGUAUUUGUUGAAUCUCGAAGACAAUUUCAGGUCUGCUUCAUAGAUCCAUAGAGGCUGACAGUAAGAUCAGUACCGGGGUCAUAAUUUUAACUUCAAUUCUUGUUGUUGCACUAAUAUUGGAAAAGACUCUUCUAAUUUGACAAA